This is a messenger RNA of Pistacia vera, 618 nucleotides long. RefSeq lists its product as uncharacterized. The record is from RefSeq and is a predicted model, not a curated record. Lineage: Eukaryota; Viridiplantae; Streptophyta; Magnoliopsida; Sapindales; Anacardiaceae. The coding region runs from base 1 to 618 and encodes 205 amino acids. The transcript has a single exon.
AUGGCGUCUUCAACCCUACCUGUUAUCUCUCCCAAACUUACCAGAGAUAAUUACAGAUUCUGGAAAUCGCAGAUUCUAUUUGUAGCAGGUUCUCAUGAUCUGGGGGAACAUCUCACCGGUUUGAUUUCAUGUCCAACCCCCUUUAUCAAGAUCCAAAGUGAAAGUUCUUAUGGAGUUACAGAAAAGAAACCUAAUCCAGCUUAUGUUCAGUGGAAAAAGACAGAUAAAUCACUAGUAAGUUGGCUUCUUGGAUCCAUAUCUGAAUCAAUGUUUUCUGUUGUGUCAAAGGGUCAAUUUUCUACCAAAAUGUGGAUUGUUUUAGAAAAAGAGUUCCUUACUGAAUCUAGAUCUAAAACCUUACAUAUCAAGAACUUAUUACAAAGUACAAGGAAAGAUAAUCUAAAUAUUCAUGAUUACUUCAUGAGAAUGAAAGGAUUUGCUAAAGUUUUAUCAUCCAGUGGUAUAACAGUCACUGAUGAAGAAUUGUUAAACUACAUUCUUGAUGGCCUAACUUCUGAAUAUGACGCUGCAGUAGUAAAUAUCACUACUAGACUUGAGUCUAGACUUGAUCCACUUUCUGUCCAGGAAGCACAGAAAUUCUACAAAAGUAUGAGUUAA